Drosophila eugracilis is the source of this 1044-nucleotide messenger RNA. Its product is annotated as myb/SANT-like DNA-binding domain-containing protein 4. The coding region runs from base 265 to 987 and encodes 240 amino acids. The transcript is spliced from 3 exons. Lineage: Eukaryota; Metazoa; Arthropoda; Insecta; Diptera; Drosophilidae. The record is from RefSeq and is a predicted model, not a curated record.
UCAAAACAUAUGAUUUUCUUUAACUAACAGGUAUUAUUCAGAACUGAGAGGUAUAAUACGUUGAGCAGACGAGUAUUUUUUAAUUAAAUAAAUAAAUCGGAUAAAACUAAUGCCUUCUUCAAAUCUUAAGUUAUCCUUAAAAUAAUGUAAUGUGGUUUAACCGACAUUCGUCGAUCUUGUCUUGUCUUGUCUUGACUAACAUACAUAUGUAUGUACAGAUGUAUAUACAUACAUACAUUGUAUGUAGAUUGAUCGACGGUGAAAAUGAAUAGACAACGAAACCAAUUUAAGCGUGGACAAAACUUUUCCUCGGAGGAAGAGUUUUUGCUCAUAACUUUGGCUGCAGAGCACCGAAAGGUCUUCGAAAAUAAGAAAUGUGAUGCCGUAACUUGGAGGGAAAAGGAGUUGGCGUGGAAUAAUCUGGCGACCAUCUACUCGAGCACGUCCGGGGUUAAGCGCAGUGGUAACAGCUUAAGAGCCAAAUAUGAAAGCUUAAAGAAGAAACUUAAAGCUGGACUUCCCUACGGAGAGCCUCCAACAAGACCAACCAUAACCGAAAAACUUCAAGAAGCACUUGGAGAUGAAGAAUCGGGUGGUGAAAAUUCCGACAACGAUUGUAUUAUAAAUGAGUUCCAGACGGAGGAUCUUUCUGAACCUUUUGGAGAUAUAAUCGAGUUCAAUGAAGAUAACUCUAAUGAUAAUGUGACUUCCAAAUCUAGUGAUCCGAUAAACCUUGAGGCUGAGUUGAUUCCGCCACCGACGAGUCCACCUCGAAAGUCACAGCGCCAAGAAACAGAUUUAGGCAUUCUAAUUCAGACGGAAAAACUGCGUCUUAUCAGAGUACAGCGCAAAUUCCAAGAACAGGAGAAUGUAAGAGCCCAGGAAAGGCACCGGGUGGAAAUGGAAACCUUAAGUGCGAAGCGGGAGUUGCUUUACUUGGAAAUCGCUGAAAAGAAAUUGAAAUUGAAUGACUCUCCGAAGGAAUAAUGUCCUUUAAUAUUAUGUAGUUUUAAUAAAAAUUUUCAACUAUUAUCAUAGACAAUA